Molecule: messenger RNA, 1074 nt
Organism: Lodderomyces margitis
Lineage: Eukaryota; Fungi; Ascomycota; Pichiomycetes; Serinales; Debaryomycetaceae
Gene: DAO2
Product: Dao2p
Exons: 1
Coding region: 1-1074 (357 amino acids)
Molecular function (GO): FAD binding; D-amino-acid oxidase activity
Source: RefSeq, a predicted model, not a curated record
AUGCCACUACAGAUAGUUAUUGUUGGAGCUGGUGUCCUUGGCCUCACAGCUGCCCUUACAGUGAGCGAAAACUUGAUCGAUGAACACGAGAUAUACAUUAUUGGAGAAUAUGGGCCCCAUGACCCACGAUUGAACACCUCUAUGUCAAAUUGUCAUGAAUAUACAUCCCCAUGGGCAGGUGCCCAUUUUCGUCCAUUCCCCAGUGCUAAUGAGCAGGAUAAGAAAGAAAUGAAGAUGACGAGAGAGACAUUGAGAUACUUUGCUGAGGUUGCUGUUGCCAACCCUGAAAGUUCGAUUCAAUUUGUUGACGGAGUUGAGUAUUUACAGUCUCCCAAUGAUUUAUACAAGAAGGUACAAUACGGAUACAGCGAGGAGAUGAACAACUUUGCAACCUUGAAUGACCAGCAAGGGUUUACUGGAUUCAAGUACGAUACAUGGGUGGUCAACACUGUUGUGUACUUGCAGUACCUCUAUCGCAAAUUGGUUUUCCAACAAAAUGUCAAAUUUAUUCAUCAAAAAUUGGAUAACUUAAAGCAAGUUACCACUAUGUUCAAGUCACCAAUAAUUAUUAAUUGUUCAGGAAUGGGUCUACAAUAUAACGGAGGAUACGAUUCACAAUGUUUUCCAAUCCGAGGACAAACAUUAUUAAUUAAACCACCAAGAUCGUUCAAAUUGGACAAAACAGUAACCUAUCAACUUGCUGAUGGAUCUUGGAUUUUUAUUAUUCCUCGUCCUUUAAAUGGUGGCGUUAUACUUGGCGGGACUAAGCAAAAAAAUGACACCCAUCUUGGUAUUAGGCAAGAAGACACCCAUCACUUGAUCAACUUGGGUAACAAGUAUUUCCCCGAUUUAAGAAAACGUGGUGGAGAUAAAUCCUAUUUUGAUAUCGAACGAGUCAAUGUUGGUUUGCGGCCAGCAAGAAUCGGCGGCCUAAACACAUCUGUCGAAUUUCAUGAUGGACACACUGUGAUCAACAAUUAUGGCGCUGGUGGAAUGGGCUACGAGUUGAGCUAUGGAGCUAGUCUACAAGUGUACCUGAAUUUAAUCUCAGUGUUGAAUAAAUCCAAGCUAUGA